AUAUGAUCGAAAUAAUUAAUUCUUGUGUGCAUGUGUUAAAACCCGACAUUCUUUUAAUUAUAAUGCACCUUAAAUUAUCUUUUUAUUCAAUUUGUUAUUCGUUGGCGGCAUAAUAUAUCUCGAGUACUUUCAGGCCCACUACCGGAACCGUUACAAUAGCAUUGAAACACGCAGUAAGGUGUUGUCUCGAAGGAAAUUGUGUUUAGAUUGGAAUUAUAAGAGUUGUAACGAGCCCAGCAAGCUGUUGGUAUUAAAAAUUCUUAAAGUAGAACCGUUUAGAACACUCAUAGGAAAUGGACGUCGGGGACCUGGGAGAAGAGCCUCAGUUCGUUGUCGACGAAGUGAGCAACAUCAUUAAGGACGCGAUCGAAGACGCUAUCGGAGGCAACGUCUACCAGAAGACCAAAGUAAACCAGUGGACGACAAAUGUGGUCGAAUCCUGCCUCGGCAAUCUUGCCAAACUGCAAAAAGCCUUCAAGUAUAUAGUUACGUGUACCAUUAUGCAGAAGAACGGCGCGGGGCUCCAUUCGGCCAGCUCCUGCUACUGGGACAACACAACUGACGGAAGCUGCACUGUCAGGUGGGAAAACAAAACCAUGUACUGCAUUGUGUCUGUUUUUGCAUUGGCCAUAUAGAAUAAACAAGUGUAAGUACUCUUGAGUUCCUAUAAAUAAACUAUUUAUCAUA
Molecule: messenger RNA, 687 nt
Organism: Cimex lectularius (bed bug)
Lineage: Eukaryota; Metazoa; Arthropoda; Insecta; Hemiptera; Cimicidae
Product: dynein light chain Tctex-type 1-like
Exons: 1
Coding region: 294-635 (113 amino acids)
Biological process (GO): microtubule-based movement
Cellular component (GO): cytoplasm; cytoplasmic dynein complex
Molecular function (GO): dynein intermediate chain binding
Source: RefSeq, a predicted model, not a curated record